Messenger RNA from Labeo rohita (rohu), 1267 nucleotides. RefSeq lists its product as uncharacterized. The transcript is spliced from 6 exons. Bases 399 to 1181 code for a protein of 260 amino acids. Lineage: Eukaryota; Metazoa; Chordata; Actinopteri; Cypriniformes; Cyprinidae. Gene Ontology annotation, molecular function: transmembrane signaling receptor activity. Gene Ontology annotation, biological process: cell surface receptor signaling pathway. The record is from RefSeq and is a predicted model, not a curated record.
AUUAAUAAAAACUACAAUAAUAUGUCAAUGAUCCUGAAAUAACAAUGUUUUCUAAUGUUAGCUGGACCUUAUAAAGUGUUGCCAUUAUAAUCUAUAGAGUCAAAACUGUAAUGGUGUCUAAUAACUGCCUGAAUCUUUCUGAGAAACUAUUUUUUUUCCAGAAUUUGUACUUAAACUAAUUAAAACUGAUUGAUGGGGAAAUGUGUGCGCUGGUCACUUCAGCUGAGUUUAGUGUAGAAAUUGUCCAUCCCAGCAACAUGCAUAUAUUUUUGUACUUCCCUUUCCUGUUCCUCAAUAAAAUGUUCUUGAUUUUGCAGUUGUCUACAGCUGUUUUCUGUGAAGCUUUGUGUCUUCAGUUCACACAUUAACACGCACUGUAUGUUUCAUCAUCUGUCAUCAUGGAGUUCAGGCUUCUUCCUCUAGUGCUCUUUGUGAUUUCACACAUCUGCUCUGGACAGACGCAAGAGAAGCUGAAGCCGGUGUUGAGCGUGUCUCCUGACGGGCCCCUGGCAUUCCUCGGCGGCUCCGUGAUCCUCACGUGUGUCCUGCUGGAGGUCAAUGUGACGUUCAGUUGGUUCUGUCACGAUUCUGAAGUUCACCGAUCUCAACACAACCAGUUCAUCAUUCAAGACGUUCAGAAGUCACACAGCUGCACGUACAGAUGUUACGGCUCAUUCGAACACUGGCCGCGAUUCUCCUACUGGAGUAACGCCGUGAAUCUCACCGUCAUCCGGAGGCCGAAGGCGUCAGUGAACGUAACGAUCACUGGAAACACUGCGAGUCUCACCUGUGAUAUUCAGCCCAGUGGAGACACAGAAUGGACGUUCAGCUGGUUUAAAGAUGCUUCACUUGUUCCUGUUCACACUGAGAGACUGUUCACAUUCACAUUAGACAAGUCUCACAUGGGGAACUACAGCUGCAGAGGAGAAACCAGACCAAACCAGACCAGACCAGACACACUGAGAUCAGACAUGAGUGAUGCUGUUACACUGACCACAGGUCGGUCUGGUUCAGAAGCGUCGCUGUCGGUUCUCAAGCUGUCGAGUUUUCUGCUGGCGGUUUGUCCGUAUCUGCUGGCGUCCGUCAUCCUGGCACUCAAAUGCUGCAGAUCUCACGCUCGGUCUGAUGGGAAAAUGAGCCUGUGUGCUGUCACAGAGAAUCUGCAUGAUCCUGUCUCAUGAUUUUGUGUUUUAUGUCUAUUUGUGUGUGAUAUUCAUUAGACUCUCUUUAUUUUUAUAUUUAUAACAAUAAAAUGUUUACAUAUGUU